Molecule: messenger RNA, 603 nt
Organism: Saccharomycodes ludwigii
Lineage: Eukaryota; Fungi; Ascomycota; Saccharomycetes; Saccharomycodales; Saccharomycodaceae
Product: 60S ribosomal protein uL13
Exons: 2
Coding region: 1-603 (200 amino acids)
Biological process (GO): negative regulation of translation; translation
Cellular component (GO): ribosome; cytosolic large ribosomal subunit
Molecular function (GO): mRNA binding; structural constituent of ribosome
Source: RefSeq, a predicted model, not a curated record
AUGUCCACAUUCGAACCAGUUGUUGUUAUUGACGGUAAGGGUCAUUUAUUAGGUCGUUUGGCUUCCACUGUUGCUAAGCAAUUGUUGAACGGUCAAAAAAUUGUUGUCGUUAGAGCUGAAGCUUUAAACGUUUCUGGUGAAUUAUUCAGAAACAAAUUAAAGUACCAUGACUAUUUGAGAAAAGCUACUGCCUUCAACAAGACCCGUGGUCCAUUCCAUUUCAGAGCACCAUCUAGAAUUUUCUACAAGACUGUUCGUGGUAUGGUUUCUCACAAGACUGCUCGUGGUAAGGCUGCUUUGGAAAGAUUAAAGGUUUUUGAAGGUGUUCCACCACCAUAUGACAAGAAGAAGAGAGUUGUCGUUCCACAAGCCUUGAGAAUCUUGAGAUUGAAACAAGGUAGAAAGUACACUACUUUAGGUAAGUUGGCUACUACUGUCGGUUGGAAAUACGAAAAUGUUGUUUCUAAAUUGGAAGACAAGAGAAGAGUUAGAGCCGCUGAAUACUAUGCCAAGAAGAAGGCUUACAACAAGAAGGUUGAAGAUGCUAAGGCUGCUACUGCUGAAUCUGAAGUUGCUACCAAAUUGGCUGCCUUGGGUUAUUAA